Arvicola amphibius (Eurasian water vole) is the source of this 1206-nucleotide messenger RNA. Its product is annotated as vomeronasal type-1 receptor 4-like. The transcript is spliced from 3 exons. Gene Ontology annotation, biological process: G protein-coupled receptor signaling pathway. The record is from RefSeq and is a predicted model, not a curated record. Gene Ontology annotation, molecular function: pheromone receptor activity. Bases 1 to 1206 code for a protein of 401 amino acids. Lineage: Eukaryota; Metazoa; Chordata; Mammalia; Rodentia; Cricetidae. Gene Ontology annotation, cellular component: membrane.
AUGGCAGACAGUGAGGUAGCUCUAGGAGUGAUCUUUUUGUCACAGAUUAUGGUUGGAUCUCUGGGCAAUUUUUAUCUCCUCCACCAUUAUCUGUUGUCUCACUUCAGGGAAUACACAUUAAGAUCCAAAGACUGGAUUCUGAUGCACUUGACUAUAGCGAACAUCUUAACUUUAUUGAGUAGAGGAAUGCCCCAGACAAUGGCAGCUUUUGGGUUGAAAGACUUUCUCAAUGAUUUUGAAUGCAAAGUGAUUUUCUAUCUCAACAGAUUGGGCAGGGGUGUGUCCAUAGGCAGCACUAGCUUCCUGAGUAUCUUCCAAGCCAUCACCAUCAGCCCCAUGGAAUCCAUAUGGGCAGAACUUAAAGGUAGAAGGCAGAAACAUAUUGUUUCUUCUGUGUACCUGAGCUGGAUCCUAUAUAUGCUUGUCAGUAGUCUAAAUCUUGUGCACUUAAGAGCAAAAUACAAGAACAAUACAGCAAGCCUAAAAGAUCUAGGAUACUGUGCUGCUACUCCUACUGAAAGAAUCAAAGACAUAUUGUAUGCAACAUUGCUGUCAGUUCCUGAUUUUCUUUUUGUGGGACUCAUGGUCUGGGCCAGCACCUCUAUUGUUCUCAUCUUACACAGACACAAGCAGAGGAUGCAACACAUGCCCAGGGCCAAGGUCUGCUCCAGAUCUUCCCCUGAGUCCAGAGCUACUCAAACCAUCAUUUUCCUGGUAAGCACCUUUGCCUUCUUUUACACAAUCUCUUGUAUCAUUAUGAUAUGUAUAAUUCUUUCUAGUCAUCAUAGAUGGCUCCUGAUGCAGGUGUCCGCAUUACUUUCUGGGUGCUUCCCGACUGUCAGCCCCUUUCUUCUCAUGAGCCAUAAGUUCAGAAUGGUACCCUACAGUGAAAAGGACUCCAGUACACUUACAGUUCAAAUUUUCUAUCAUGAAUCCAAGGCUUUUGAUCUGUCCAGCAAUAGUGCUUUGCCAUCUACAUAUGGUGAAAAGUUAAAACCAGUAGCAAGAUCUCGUCCUGUUAGGUUUUCAUGGAACAAGGUAUAUUCUCAGGGACAAGAGAAAGACAGCACUAAUUUUAUAUUUCAAGUUGAAAAUGGAGAUCCUAGCAUGGAGAUGCAAGGUGGACACAAAGUUCCACCCUCAGCUGAGGAGAUGCUGGCAAUUGAGAACAGACAGGAGAAGAGAACAUUUGCACUAAGUAUGUGA